CAUUGAACACUCACGAGAUCUCUUCUUCUUGUAUUUCUUCUCUCUCCUCUCUGUCUGAUGCGUGUUCUUGAUUCAUCGGCUCAGAUCAGUCACCAAAUAGAAUAAAUAGCAAACAAGAUCCUCUGUGGAAUUUGAUACAUAGAGAAACUGUCUAGUGCUGUGGUGUCUUUUGAGAUUUUCUUGUGGUUCUGUGGAUUGUUUGUUGGUUGGUUGCUUCUUGGAUAAAUGGCAGAAGUCCAUAAUCAACUAGAGAUCAAGUUUCGGUUAACCGAUGGUUCGGAUAUCGGUCCUAAAGCAUUCCCUGAUGCUACAACUGUUUCGGCUUUGAAGGAAACUGUUAUUUCUGAAUGGCCAAGAGAGAAGGAGAAUGGGCCGAAAACAGUGAAAGAGGUGAAGUUGAUAAGCGCAGGGAAGGUAUUGGAGAACAGCAAGACGGUUAAAGACUACCGAAGUCCUGUCUCUAAUCUCGCAGGCGCUGUCACCACAAUGCACGUUAUCAUCCAAGCUCCGGUUACGGAAAAAGAAAAGAAGCCUAAAGGUGACCCGAAGAUGAACAAAUGCGUCUGUUCAGUCAUGUAGACGACUAGCAGGGGAAGAAUCAACGAGCAUCAGAGAAUGGUAUGGAGGAGAAAACACAUUGAGGCAUAGGUUCCAUCUUUUGGGUGGUGAGAUCAUACACAAAUAUUUGGACGCCACUGAAGUAGAUAGAGUUCCUUUUGAUCCCUGGGACGCCACUGGGGACAACAGUGAUACCCAUGUCAUAGAUCAAUGCUUCAUCGCCCAAAGAAUCGACUUUCACCAAUUUGCCACCCACUUGGUUUUUCUUCUAGAUGUGAAAAUAUAAUGUUUUGCUGUCUUGUACUAUACUUGAUACCACCAAAAACUCUCCGGAUACUGUGACUGCAAUGCGUGUCCUGGAGCGGCGUAUCAAUUUCCAAUAGAGUUUUUGAUCUUUUUGCUGAAGAAAAGGGUCAAAAUCGUGAUGAUUGAACGAAUACCAAUCAAGAGACAGAAUACCAAUCAAGGGUCCAAAUAGUGACAAGAGAAUGGGCAUAACGAAGGUAGAGCUUUUGAUGAGUGUAGACAAAGUCUUCAAAACACUCCAAGGGAAAGUCGUGCCACUUGUUAUCUCCUUUCUUGGUAAACACACGAAAGUCGUACUCCAACAUUACAACUAGGUAAUCUUUGGUUUUAUUGUCCAUCCGAAAACAAGCUCGGUCGUAUCUUAAGUAACUCCU
Molecule: messenger RNA, 1238 nt
Organism: Arabidopsis thaliana (thale cress)
Lineage: Eukaryota; Viridiplantae; Streptophyta; Magnoliopsida; Brassicales; Brassicaceae
Gene: MUB1
Product: membrane-anchored ubiquitin-fold protein 1 precursor
Exons: 5
Coding region: 226-579 (117 amino acids)
Cellular component (GO): plasma membrane
Source: RefSeq, marked reviewed